CCCUGCAGACCGUCACCCAGCCGCCCUGGGCUCCCGGCUGCACGGUACAAGUCGAGGGACUACAAGAUGAGGCUAAGCUACGUGCUAAUCUAGCUGGCUCCGCGGCGACUAGCGGGGGCAGGCUAACUACAGCUAACGGAGGUUCUAAGUUGCGGAGCCGAGCUUCUAAGUCGCUAAGCCUUGCCUCCAUCGCUACCAACACUCCAUUUAUUACAAUUACCACUACUGUUAAGGGAGGCAGAGGAGUAAGUAAACAUGAGCCACUCGGAGCAAGAGGGAGAGAGAGAAGACAUCGCUGCUAUAUAGCUACGAGGCACUUUGGCUGGUGAAAUGGAAAAGCAAACGGAUGAGAAUGAGGGGAUUAAAAGGAAUUUGCAGUGUAUUAUACAAGAGCUACAGGGAGAGAUGACCCUUCAGAAACAGGUAAAGAUGCUAUCUAAAGAGACUGAAGUUCACUGCCAGGCUCAAAUGCAGGCUACAGAGGCUUUCCAAACAUUGAAAGAGUUCUGUCAUCACAUACAAACCCAGCUGCAACACCAAGACCAGGAGUUCAAAGUCCUCAUUGCUGUCAAGGACCACAGGUAACGGUAAGCUGAGCAGGAGGGAGACAGUCUGGUGCGGUGGUGCUGAAGUCCAGAUGAGGGUGCAUGGUGUCGGUGCUCCCUUUCAUAGCCAUUCACUAACUGAGGUCCAGCACAGGAUGAACCAUGGUCAUGUCCUUCUCAGCCUGUGACAGCAGUAAAGCAUACUCCAAGGAUCUUGAGUAGCAUAAUUACAUUUUGAGAUAAAACUCAAAACUCAUAAUAUAUUUAUAUUCUUACAGCUCCUAUCAUCAUCAAAGCUCCCAUGUCUGAGCAAUUGACUUCAAUUUGAAAAUAAACCUAUAGGCUCCUAUUUUCAAAUGUAAGUAUUUUUGGGGCAAAUAUUUUUGUUUUACUGUCUUGUGAUAAACUAAUAUUCAAAACA
Molecule: messenger RNA, 966 nt
Organism: Pleuronectes platessa (European plaice)
Lineage: Eukaryota; Metazoa; Chordata; Actinopteri; Pleuronectiformes; Pleuronectidae
Gene: ccdc57
Product: coiled-coil domain containing 57
Exons: 4
Coding region: 331-585 (84 amino acids)
Source: RefSeq, a predicted model, not a curated record